AUGGCAGCUGAUCUGGAUGUAGAGGAAUUGUUGAUCAUGGGGGAUUCUGAUUUGAUCAUUCAGCAAGCCCACGGUGAAUGGGAAACUCGAGAUAUCAAACUUAUCCCAUACAAGCAACAUGUGAAAGAUCUUAGUAAACGGUUCAAGUCCGUCGAGUUCAGGUAUAUUCCUCGAUUCCACAAUGAGCUAGCUGAUGCACUAGCUACUCUGGCCUCAAUGCUUCCAUACCCGGGUAAUGUUCAUAUUGACCCGUUGGAAAUCCAAAUUCGAGAAAGGCAUGGUUAUUGUAACGCAAUUGAAAUAGAGCCAGAUAUUCAUCCAUGUUAUCGUUCCGAAAACUGGCUAGCCCGCGCAAUUUUUACUUGA
Molecule: messenger RNA, 366 nt
Organism: Nicotiana tabacum (common tobacco)
Lineage: Eukaryota; Viridiplantae; Streptophyta; Magnoliopsida; Solanales; Solanaceae
Source: RefSeq, a predicted model, not a curated record